AGACGACUCCGCACGAGCCGAGCGCAUCGAUGCCGCGCUUUACAUUCGGUGGUAAUUUGCAUCGAUGCCACGGAAAACAGUCUGCAUUAUCCCUUUCUGAUAGAAAAUACCGCGGCUGAAGUCAACAUAGACGUUCUUAAGGAAAACAGGAGAAAUGUGACGCCGUUUACUCAGUUGCUGGUUUGCUCUGUGGUGCGUUAUUGAUGCGAGUGGAGAAUCCUGCGCUGCGGCACUGAUUUUGGCAGAGUCAGGAUCCUUCACGGAGCACUUUUUUCUCAGGGAGAGGGGAGGGGUCACUGCUGGUGUUCAACUUCCUACCUUUGUUGUUUCAGGACAUCCUGAACUUAAGCCAGGCAGUGCCCCUUCAUCUCAGCCCAGAGUGCUUCACUUAAAGAAACAAGAAUGGAAGACAAACGUAAGAAGCGAAGCCCCAAGGUGUCUCUUCCCCAGCCCCCUCCUCCUCCCGUCAACCCCCGCAAACUCUCUGUCCUGCCUGCCAGCAAAAGUGCCACCUUCUCGCUUGGUCUGCCACAGCCCCCUUCCCCUAAGAACAGAGGCAAGUACAAGAGGUCUAUAGGAGCACCAGGUCAGCCCAAGGAGGUUUUCACAGGCGUCGUGGCACCACCAAAGAUCACCAGGCCCCACAAGGAAAAGCCACGGGCCCCCCAGCCAGCAGGACCCAGCAAAGUGGUCCAGUCUUCCCCCCUGCAGCACUCCUUCCUUACAGACGUGUCCGACGUGAGAGAGAUGGAGGGAGGUCUACUCAACCUCCUCAACGACUUCCACUCAGGCAAACUGCAGGCUUUCGGGAAGGUGUGCUCCUUUGAGCAGCUGGAGCAUGUGCGUGAGAUGCAGGAGAAGCUGGCCCGACUGCAUUUCAGCCUGGACAGCCACGUGGAAGAGCUUUCAGAGGAUCAGAGAAAGUGUGCAUCUGACCACAACCUGGAACACCUGCUCUGUAACCUAGAGGAGCUCAGCACCUCCAUACAAAAGCUCCACUUGGCUGAGAACCAGGACCUGCCCAAGACAUCUGGGCCCUGACAAAGAGAGGUAUGGAGGAUGGAUGACCACCUUCUUCUCCUAACUUCUGAGCAGUCCAGGUCCCCAUGGCAUUAAUCCAGCUGCCUUAGCAACAGAAUGGAAAGAUCCACAGGAGGAGGAGAGCCUAUUUUUUCCAUUUGGAUAGUGAAUACGAGGGAACAAUGCAGUGACUCAAACGCAGCAGAGCAUUAAAUGAACACUCAAGCGAAAUCAUAAACCUCCCAUUCAUGGCACAAGAAAUGAUCAGAGGGUUUCCAGGGCAAAGGAAAUCAGCUGUUAAUACAUUUUCUUUCUUUUUGUGUUGUGCUUUCUAGGACAGGAGGCACAUCUCACAAAAGUACAAGAAUCUGCAUUAUUUUGUUUUUUGCCUGUAUUUAGCAUAAUUUCAGGAAUUAGUCAGAAAUUUAAGCCAUAUUAACAGAGCUUAUAAAAAGUAUUCACCCCCUUGGAUGUUUUACCCUUGUAUUGAUUUUAUAAAUCAGACAUGGUCAAUAUAACUUAGCUUUUAUGAAAGAAUUAUUUUAGAACAAUUCUCUUUUUAAUGUCAAAGUGAAAACUGAUUUCUAAUAAGAAAUGUAAAUUAAAUAAAUUUUGAAAUGACACAUUCACUACACUCAUGAAUCCUGUUUCACUAACUGAGACUACUAGCACCAAUUGGCUCGACCUCUGUUCAAUAUUAAUGCAAUCACUUAUUUUACUGUACAUAUUUCUGUUUCACUGACAUUAUUUAAAAAUCUUUUUUCACUUUGACAUUAAAGAGCGUUUUUUUUAAGUCAAAAACGCCAAAUUAUAUUGACCAUGAUUGGUUUAUAAAAUUAAGAAAGGGUAAAAUAUCCAAGGGUCUGAAUACUUUUCACAGGCUCUGUACGUAGCAACAUAUUCAGCACGGUUUGACAACACCACCUUGGCUAGCCUUGAACUGUAAUAGGAGUUUUCACUUUUGCUACCACUCAGAAUACACUUCCUUCUUGUUUUAUAUAUUUACAUUCAAAGUUAAAGAGUAGGCAACACUGGAUUUAUUAAGAACUAUGGGGGACCUUUAUAAUACCAGGAUUUUAAAGGGACAAAGUGAGGAGAGCUAUUGUACAAAAUGUAUGUUUGAAUAACUUAUCAAUGAAAUGUUUUAUAUGUUUUGCCAAUGUGCAGUAAGGCUACUGUAUUUGUUGACACUAAUGAUUUAGAAUGACUGGAGGACUUGAUGCUUUUGUAAACGAGGGCUCAUUAGGAAGCACAAGCAAGUCCAUCCUGCUUCCGACGUGCCGUAAAAUCACAUACUGUGACAGGAAGAACACAGGGAAUCUGUCCGGUCCGACACAAGAAGAAUAAAUUCACUGUGUCCCAUCACACUGUGUCAGACAGCACACUCACAGAGAGAUGCAGCUGGCUUAAAUCUCUGGUUCAAAUGGCAGCUACUUUCACUGUUUAAGUGUAGAGAUGGGUCAUUUUCAAACUUAGUAGUGAUUCAUAUUGGCUGUGAUAAUAAAUCCCUGACAAUCAAACUGAGGGAUCGAUUGGAAACACUAAUUUUUUAUGAUAUAACAUGAUUCCUUUUUACUGCUUGCUAAGCCUAUCUCUUGUCUCAAGUCUUUGUCUGGACUGGAGCGCCUUCACACUGCUACAGAUACUUUUCCCAUCCUAGAGCCCUGACAGUAAGACACACCGGAGAUAACUGUCAUAGCUGAUUACCUUUACGUUUUAUUUAUUCAUUCAUCUUUAAAAAGAUUAUACUGGAAUCACAGGCCAACAGUCCCACACUGAAAGACAUCCACAUUGGAAGUGAAUUUAAUGCUGGAUGAAAGAAUUAUUUUUGUUUCUCUGUAAAGAACUAAACAUUGUUGUAAAUGAACUUGAAUGUGUCUGUUCGGUGCUUUAAAGGGAGCCCCACAUCAAUAAAAAUUUGACCUUUAUUAGAUUAACAUGAGUGUCUUAUAUACAAAGAAACACAGUAGAUUUCUACAUUGUGAGUAAAGUUAGGAAAAAACCACAUCACAUGUAGGCUGCCAUUGUUGUGCAAUGCACUCUGGGUAGCUGUCAAAAGGCGGCAUUGUUCUAGUUUACUGGCCUUGAUCUACUUUUCAGGAACUUCUUCCUUUUUGUCUUCUUCACUAACACUGGGCUAGGGAUAAAAUGAACAAGGCUUAAAGGAUCACACUGUAGGAAAUAUGAAGAAAGCAUCUGACGUCUCCAUCCAGAGUGCUUUGCACAUCGACGGCAACUUACAUGUAUUUUUACAUUUUCUCAAAAUGUUUACAUCUAACAUGUUUCAAGACACAAAUGUUAAUCUUGCAGGCAUCCUUUUAAGAGGGCUGCUACAUCAGUAGCUGGUUACAAUGAGCUUGACAUGUCAAAUAGUCUUAUGAAAGAUCUCAUGUUUUUAGUCACUGUAUCAUGAAUAAAAUCCAUUUAAAAUUUUAAUUGCAU
Cheilinus undulatus (humphead wrasse) is the source of this 3462-nucleotide messenger RNA. RefSeq names its product coiled-coil domain containing 28B (gene ccdc28b). The record is from RefSeq and is a predicted model, not a curated record. The coding region runs from base 403 to 1041 and encodes 212 amino acids. Lineage: Eukaryota; Metazoa; Chordata; Actinopteri; Labriformes; Labridae. The transcript has 6 exons.